CCGCUCCAGUCCACGAGGUGGCAGUAACAAGCCGUCGCGCUGAUCGGUUAUCCUUCAUUGUGUCUGUCAGCAUGUGAUUGAAAUGUCGGUUUCAAGAUUACCUCCUGUCACCCUGAACCUCAAACAGUUUUUGCAGAGACAGAAAGUAUUGGGUCUGUACCGUAAUUUAUUGAGGACAAUCAGACAAGUCCCCGAUGAAGCAGAUCAGAAAUAUUUGAAGGACUGGGCAAGAGAGGAGUUCAAGAGGAACAAGGAGGCCACAAAUCAGGAUGCCGUCCGAAUGAUGAUCACGCAGGCCAACAAUCACCUCGAGGAGCUUAAGAGAUCCCUCGCUCUGGCUGGAAGGUGAACAACUCUGGCGACUGGAAACAUCGAGUGUCCCGGACUGCAGCAUUUGUUUUCUCCAUCUAUAUUUCCUGAUAUACGGACAAAAGUAUUGGGACCCCCGACAUCUCCAGCCAUAUGUUUCUCCUCCACGUACACUGAUCAGACAUAACUUUCUGACCACUUACUGGUGAAUAACACUAAUCAUAUCUUCAUCAUGGCACCUGUUAGCAGGUGAAUAUAUUUACUAGGCAGCAAGUAAAAAUUUUGAGGUGUUAGAAGCAGGAAAAAUGGGCAAGCGUAAGGAUUUGAGCGAGUUCGACAAGGGUCAAA
Messenger RNA from Silurus meridionalis, 657 nucleotides. It is a transcript of the gene lyrm2, whose product is annotated as LYR motif containing 2. The record is from RefSeq and is a predicted model, not a curated record. Bases 83 to 349 code for a protein of 88 amino acids. Gene Ontology annotation, cellular component: mitochondrion. The transcript has 3 exons. NCBI's taxonomy places the organism in Eukaryota, Metazoa, Chordata, Actinopteri, Siluriformes, Siluridae.